CGGGGCCGGGCGCGAUGGGGCCUCGGGCGCUCCCCCCUGGCCGCGGCGCUGCGCUGCGGCGCGCACGGGCUCGGCGGGCUGCGAUUCGGCCCGCGGCCGCCGCAGGAAGGGCCGCUCCCGCGCUCCCCCGCCCCUCCCCUGCCUGCUGCUGACGCCGACGUCGUCUGCGGGAGCCGGAGGGACGCGCCGACCGCGGCCGGGAGGCUCCUGGGGGCCGCGGCGCCGAGUAGAAGACAAAGAAAACAUGUCAGGACACAAAUGUGGUGCCUGAACUGUAGGAGUGGAGAGAACUGGUGUCUGGCUUUAUCUCUGACUUACUGGGGCACUGAGCCAAGCCAGCCAGCUGACUGGGUCUCACUUUCUCCACUUCUGAAAGCAGCUAUCCCUGGGACAUGCAGGAUCGAUAUGCUCAAGAUAAGUCAGUUGUAAAUAAGAUGCAGCAGAAGUAUUGGGAAACAAAACAGGCAUUCAUUAAAGCCACAGGGAAGAAGGAAGAUGAACAUGUUGUUGCAUCUGAUGCAGAUCUGGAUGCCAAGCUAGAGCUCUUUCACUCGAUUCAAAGAACCUGUUUGGACUUGUCUAAAGCAAUUGUACUCUAUCAAAAGAGAAUAUGUUUCUUGUCUCAAGAAGAAAAUGAACUAGGAAAAUUUCUCCGAUCCCAAGGCUUCCAAGAUAAAACCAGAGCAGGAAAAAUGAUGCAAGCCACAGGAAAGGCCCUCUGCUUCUCUUCCCAGCAAAGGCUGGCCUUGCGAAAUCCUUUGUGUCGUUUUCACCAAGAAGUGGAGACUUUUCGGCAUCGGGCCAUUUCAGACACUUGGCUGACAGUGAACCGCAUGGAACAGUGCCGAACUGAAUACAGAGGGGCAUUAUUAUGGAUGAAGGAUGUGUCACAGGAACUUGAUCCAGACCUCUACAAGCAAAUGGAGAAGUUCAGGAAGGUUCAAACACAAGUCCGCCUUGCCAAAAAAAGUUUUGACAAAUUAAAGAUGGAUGUGUGUCAAAAAGUGGAUCUUCUUGGAGCAAGCAGAUGCAAUCUCUUGUCUCAUAUGUUAGCAACAUACCAGACCACUCUGCUUCAUUUUUGGGAGAAAACUUCUCACACUAUGGCAGCCAUCCAUGAAAGCUUCAAGGGUUAUCAACCAUAUGAAUUCACCACAUUAAAGAGCUUACAAGACCCUAUGAAAAAACUGGUUGAGAAAGAAGAAAGGAAGAAGAUCAGCCAGCAGGAAAGUGCAGAGGCCAUAGCAGAAGAGCCAAGUCAGUUAAUUUCAUUAGAGGAUGAUAACCAGCACAAGGAAUCCUCAAGUUUGAAAACUGAAGAUGGAAAAAGUAUUUUAUCUGCCUUAGACAAAAGCUCUACACAUAAUGCAUGCUCAGAUGAACUCUUAGACAUGGAACCUGAGGAAGGCGCUUGCUUGGAUCCAACCGCGGGGAUGCCGGACCAUGAAGGUGCUGACAAGGAGGACCUGCUGCUGCUGAGUGAGAUCUUCAGCGCGUCCUCGCUGGAAGAGGGCGAGUUCAGCAAGGAGUGGGCUGCCGUGUUUGGAGACAGUCGGCCGAAGGAGCCGGUGUCCACUGGGGCCCUGGGAGAGCCAGACCCCAAGGCCCCGGCAGGCUCAGGAUUCCUUCCUUCACAGCUUUUAGACCAAAAUAUGAAAGACUUGCAGGCCUCACUACAAGAGCCUGCCAAGGCCUCCUCAGACCUGACUGCUUGGUUCAGCCUCUUCGCGGACCUCGACCCAUUAUCAAAUCCUGACGCUAUCGGGAGAACGGAUAAAGAACAUGAGCUACUCAACGCAUGAGCCUGCGGCGAGGGAGGCGCAGGCCCAAGAAGAGAUCAGUAUGCUCUUUGAAUAUUUACGUGCCAUUUUAAUAAAGCGAGAGGGUGAGAGGCCCUGUUUAUAUUGGUAUAUUAUUUACUCUCAUUUGGCCAAGAGGGGCUUAGGGGAUUCUCCACGUGGACCUCAACAGCACAGGACAGUCCCGGAGCGGCUGGCCGCCAGCUGCUCUCCUGCCCACACCUGCACCCCAUGACGAAUACCUUGUCACUCGGCUCCUGGGAGAUGAGACAGAAGUCCGGGUUAAAUAACACGGCCUGCAACCCCCGAGGCAGCAGGAGGCUCAUGCCGCUGACAUGUCUCCUCUCUGCCUCCCUUGUCCUGAGAGGAGGGCUGCAGGGAGACCCUCCUUCCUGCCAAGCUUUCAUCCAGCCAGCGGCAGAGGAAGCUCCAGCCAACCAAAGAAGCGGGCCCCCAGCCCUGGCCAGCUUGGAGGGGCCUUGUUGGGCAGAGGACUGGGGCUGACCUCCUUGGCACAGACCUCCCGUGGAAAGCGGCUGUGUGCACAAACCCCAGUAUGUGUCCUCUCCGUAGCUGGGACUGAAAAGCAUGUGUCUCUGGAGCCCCUCAAGAUAUUGCCAUUUUUUUCUAAUUAAAUGGAACACAUAUUUGACACACAAAGAGAGCGUGUUGU
Molecule: messenger RNA, 2472 nt
Organism: Sorex araneus (European shrew)
Lineage: Eukaryota; Metazoa; Chordata; Mammalia; Eulipotyphla; Soricidae
Gene: ICA1
Product: islet cell autoantigen 1
Exons: 15
Coding region: 393-1802 (469 amino acids)
Biological process (GO): regulation of transport
Cellular component (GO): Golgi apparatus
Molecular function (GO): protein domain specific binding
Source: RefSeq, a predicted model, not a curated record